GAAUGACCGGCAGACUCUUCAGGACACCAUUUUCUUCAAGAAUUCUGUUGCAAGGAAAGCAGAGCCCAGCACAGGAUCUGAAUCUCCUGCUCCUCCUGGUGCAACCACAGCUGCGGUUCUGCUCUGCAAAAAUGUCCAGCCCUACAGAGACUGAGCGGUGCAUCGAGUCUCUGAUUGCUGUUUUCCAGAGAUACGCUGGAAAGGAUGGGAACAGCAGCAAACUCAACAAGGCCGAGUUCCUAACCUUCAUGAAUAGAGAACUGGCUGCCUUCACAAAGAACCAGAAGGACCCCGGUGUCCUUGACCGCAUGAUGAAGAAACUGGACAUCAACUCUGAUGGGCAGCUGGAUUUCCAAGAAUUUCUUAAUCUUAUUGGGGGCCUGGCCAUAGCUUGCCAUGAAUCAUUUCUCAAGUCUGCUCACUUGCAGAAGUAAAUGUAAGGAGCCCUUGGGCCUGGCCUCCAGACCCACUCCCUUUCCUUCUAGCCUCCCGACCAUCAUCUAUUCCUCACAGCCCACACGUACCCUGAGCCCAGCACACCUACCACCCCACGCCGGCCACUCCUGCUGUUAUUAAUAAAACAAUAUCGUUUUUUAAAACACA
Ceratotherium simum simum (southern white rhinoceros) is the source of this 603-nucleotide messenger RNA. Lineage: Eukaryota; Metazoa; Chordata; Mammalia; Perissodactyla; Rhinocerotidae. The record is from RefSeq and is a predicted model, not a curated record.